Molecule: messenger RNA, 279 nt
Organism: Drosophila melanogaster (fruit fly)
Lineage: Eukaryota; Metazoa; Arthropoda; Insecta; Diptera; Drosophilidae
Exons: 1
Coding region: 78-215 (45 amino acids)
Source: RefSeq, marked reviewed
UGAAAGCAACUUUCUGAUAUUCAAUUGUACAUUACCAAAGUUUCUUUAAAAUUUAAAAAAAUUUAAAAACGCUUAAAAUGGUAAAAACUAGACGAUCGAGGAGCUCAAGGAGGAAUGCUUUGAGUGUUUUAGCCAACAUCGAAGAAGAUAAUGAACUUCAAGCCCUAUUACUGAGUAUAAUACGAAUUCUAGAUGCAAUGCCCGAAGCAGGUUGAUGUAAAUCCUUGUUACGAAACUCUUCGAACGGGAGUUUUAUUAAUUAUCUGAAUCGGGUUAAUU